Arachis stenosperma is the source of this 719-nucleotide messenger RNA. Its product is annotated as putative alpha-L-fucosidase 1. Gene Ontology annotation, cellular component: lysosome. The transcript is spliced from 3 exons. Gene Ontology annotation, molecular function: alpha-L-fucosidase activity. The coding region runs from base 1 to 678 and encodes 225 amino acids. The record is from RefSeq and is a predicted model, not a curated record. Lineage: Eukaryota; Viridiplantae; Streptophyta; Magnoliopsida; Fabales; Fabaceae. Gene Ontology annotation, biological process: fucose metabolic process; glycoside catabolic process.
AUGACCAUUAAUGUUACAUUGUCCUGUCAGCUAAACGCGAACCCAUCCCUCCCAUCACCCUCGAGCCCCUCCUUUCUUUAUCCGUCAUCGAUCUCACUCCCUCACCUCCGUCCAUCUCCCGCCGCCGUCGCCGAAACGAGCUUCGAAGCCUCCGUCGUUAUCGUGCAGCUCUGUUCCACCACCGUCCAUCUCAUUCACCAGCUUCAGCCCGCCGCCAUUAUAUUUUCUGAUGCUCGUCCUGACACUAGGUGGGUUGGAAUGAACUUGGUCUUGUUGCCUCUACUUGUUGGUCUAUUUACAACUCCACUCACUCCAAUUGGUGGCAUUUACAAUGAUCCUCGAUAUGCGGCCGAGGGAGAUCCGGCUGGUCAUGAGUGGAUACCUGCCCUCUGUGAUGUCUCAAUCAGACCUGGUUGGUUUUGCCAUCUUUCAGAACUUCCAAAGUUUGCAAUCAAUCUGCUUGAAAUAUACUAUAAGUCGGUUGGUCGAAAUUGUCACUUGCUACUCAAUGUGCCUCCAAACUCGUCGGGUCUCAUUUCACCCGAGGAUAUCCAAGUUCUUCAAGAGUUCACUGAACUCAGAAGAUCCAUAUUCUCCAACAAUUUCGCUAUAAAUGUGCUUCUUCAGAAGAUCCAUAUUGUAUUUUCUUUGCAAACAUUUUUGUUCAGAUUAUUGUAGGCUUUCUAGAGAUUUGAAACAAGUUCAAAGUAUUUCAUGAA